GGGAUCAAAGGUCAGCUGAAGAAUGAAUACUAUCAAGAAUGUACCUGCCCGUGUUCUUAGUCGGAGGUCCGGUCAUGGCUUGGAGGCGGAGAGGGAACAGUUUGACAGAAACCAGGCCGUCAGUAUCAGCAAAGCUAUCAACUCACAGGAAGCUCCAGUGAAAGAGAAACACGCUCGCAGAAUUAUUUUGGGCACUCAUCAUGAAAAAGGAGCAUUUACAUUUUGGUCAUAUGCCAUUGGUCUUCCAUUACCUAGCAGUUCUAUUCUAAGCUGGAAAUUUUGCCAUGUCCUGCACAAAGUCCUUCGAGAUGGACAUCCAAAUGUACUGUCAGAUUGUCAGCGAUACCGCAAUAACAUCCGAGAAACAGGAGAGCUGUGGGGUCAUCUGCACGAUCGUUAUGGGCAGCUUGUGACUAUUUAUACAAAGCUUUUGCUUAAUAAAAUAAGCUUUCAUGUAAAGCACCCUGAAUUUCCACCAGGCUUAGAAGUGACUGAUGAUGUUCUUGAAAAAUCAGCCGGCACAGAUGUCAACAACAUAUUUCAGCUUACUGUGGAAAUGUUUGAUUAUAUGGACUGUGAAUUGAAGCUUUCUGAAGCUGUUUUCAGGCAGCUUAAUAGUUCCAUUGCUGUAUCUCAGAUGUCAGCAGGACAGUGUAAGCUGGCCCCUCUUAUACAAGUCAUUCAGGAUUGCAGCCAUCUCUACCAUUACACCGUCAAGCUGAUGUUUAAACUCCAUUCAUGUCUUCCUCCAGAUACUCUACAGGGACAUAGAGACCGAUUUCAUGAACAGUUUCAUAGUUUAAAAAAUUUCUUCAAACGGGCAUCAGACAUGCUUUACUUCAAACGCCUCAUUCAGAUUCCCCGUCUUCCUGAUGGUCCACCUAACUUUUUGCGAGCCUCUGCCCUUGCAGAGCAUGUUAAACCAGUGGUAGUUAUUCCCAAUGAAACUCCUGAAGACGAGGAACCGGCAGAAUCUCUGGUUGAAAUCCGCACAGCUCAGCCUGUGGAGCAAGAGCAGGUUGUGGAAGAACUAUUUCAGCAGACCUUUGGUCCUCCUAAUGGUCUUAUGAAAGAUGACAGGGACCUUCAAAUUGAAAAUCUGAAGAAGGAAAUAGAAAUACUACGUGCUGAAUUGGAGAAAAUAAAGCUGGAGGCACAAAAGUACAUAUUGCAGCUGAAAGGCCAAAUCAACACACUGGAGGCUGAGCUAGAGGAACAGCGAAAACAGAAACAAAAGGCUUUAGUAGAUAAUGAACAGUUGCGGGUUGAGUUGGAGAAUCUAAAGAAACAGCAGCUGGAAAAUGACAAAACAAAAGGGAUCCUCCUGGAAACGGAGAAAAAGAUACAAGCAACAGAUUUACGCUACACCAAACUGAAAGAAAAGCACAAUGAGCUCAUCAGUACCCACGCUGGACUACUUAGAAAGAAUGCUGAUACAGCAAAGCAGUUAACAGUAUCACAGCAGAAUCAGGAAGAGGUGGCGAGUAUCAAAGAACAGCUGGAAUUUCAGAUGGAUCAAGUGAAACGAGAAUCUGAUUUGAAGUUGGAAGACCAAAGUUUUCAGAUUGAACAGCUUAAAUCAGAAAUUGAAGCCAAGAAAAAGGAAUUGUUACUUAUCCAGCAAUCUCUUUCAAGUACUGAGGAGUCUAAAUCCCACCUUAACACAACAUUAAUGUCACUGGAAGUGGAGAAGGACUCUCUAAAAAGUUUGUUGACGGCUAAAGAAUCAGAACUGUCUUCUGUUCAAAACCUGGCUCGAGAUACAGAGAUGUUAUUCAAUCAAGAGCAAGUAAAGAAAGCCAGUGAAAUAAGAGACCUGCAUGAGAAACUCAACAAAAAGACUGCUGAUGAACAGAUGCUUUAUCAGAAGAUGUUAGAGGACCAGUUUAACAUUAUUCAGAGAACAGUGAGAGCAGCAGAGAACAUAAUUCAGGAUGCUGUUGCCAAACUUGAUGACCCCGUGCACAUCCGCUGCACCAGUUCUCCAGAUUAUCUUGUCUGCAGAGCACAAGCUGCAUUGGAUUCAAUCCCUUACCUUCAAAAUGGUCAUGCUAAGUAUAUACAAAACAUGACAGAUGCCUCUGACUUGGUGGGAGCACUGACCCAGUUUGCUCACUUAACAGCAGACACUAUUGUAAAUGGCAGCGCAACUUCACAUUUGGCUCCACCUGACCAUGCCGAUCGGCUGAAUGACAGCUGCAAAGAGUGUGGAAACCAAAGCUUGGACUAUCUAAGUAGCCUAAAGAAUAAACAUUCGCUAAAAGAUGCAGAUCUUGCAGAAGUCAGCAAAUCAUUAAAGAUAAUAUUUGAUCUGGGACAGGAACUGAGGCCCAAGAGUUUGGAUAUUAAGCAGGAAGAACUAGGUGACAUGGUUGACAAAGAAAUGGCCUCAACAUCUGCUGCUAUAGAAGAUGCUGUGCGACGGAUUGAGGAAAUGAUGAACCAGGCUAGAAAAGACAGUUCCGGCGUUAAACUGGAAGUGAACGAGAGGAUUUUAAAUUCCUGCACAGACUUGAUGAAGGCUAUUAGACUUCUGGUUAUAACUUCUACAGAUCUUCAGAAGGAGAUUGUGGAGAGUGGCAGGGGUGCAGCUACAACACAAGAAUUCUAUGCCAAAAAUUCCCGUUGGACAGAAGGGCUGAUCUCUGCUGCAAAGGCUGUUGGAUGGGGAGCAACUCAACUUGUCGAAUCUGCAGAUAAAGUGGUCCUUCAUAAAGGCAAAUAUGAAGAACUUAUAGUGGGGUCCCACGAGAUUGCAGCAAGCACAGCACAGCUAGUUGCCGCAUCCAAGGUAAAAGCUGAUAGAAAUAGUAAGAACCUACCUAAACUGCAGCAAUGUUCUAGGCAUGUGAAUGAGAUGGCUGCUAAUGUGGUGGCCUCCACCAAAUCUGGUCAAGAACAGAUUGAAGAUAAAGAUACCAUGGAUUUCUCUGGUAUGUCGCUAAUAAAACUGAAAAAGGAAGAAAUGGAAAGCCAGGUUAAAGUUCUUGAGUUGGAGAAUAUGCUGCAAAAUGAACGAAUGCGUUUGGGGGAGCUAA
Messenger RNA from Xenopus laevis (African clawed frog), 3038 nucleotides. RefSeq names its product huntingtin interacting protein 1 related S homeolog (gene hip1r.S). Gene Ontology annotation, molecular function: phosphatidylinositol-3,5-bisphosphate binding; phosphatidylinositol-3,4-bisphosphate binding; phospholipid binding. The record is from RefSeq and is marked predicted. Gene Ontology annotation, biological process: positive regulation of cellular component organization; actin filament organization; clathrin coat assembly. Gene Ontology annotation, cellular component: cortical actin cytoskeleton; cytoplasmic vesicle membrane; perinuclear region of cytoplasm. NCBI's taxonomy places the organism in Eukaryota, Metazoa, Chordata, Amphibia, Anura, Pipidae.